Molecule: messenger RNA, 315 nt
Organism: Peronospora matthiolae
Lineage: Eukaryota; Oomycota; Peronosporomycetes; Peronosporales; Peronosporaceae
Source: the annotation of a GenBank genome assembly
AUGUUGACGUGUGAGUUAAUACGACCGCCUGUCAUCAGCAAGGCGAUUGCAGAUGGUGUUUGGUUGCCAGCAUCAGCACUUUUUUUCAAAAUGGUCAGUCGCGAUGUUCUUCAGUCGAAAAGUGACGUCGGUUUGCACGAUGUCCAGGUAUUGCUCGACGCGGUCGCAACAACUCCGCGCGAGCUCACUAACAAACUCAUAUCAUUCAUCAAAUUACGCACGGUCGACGCUGCUUACACGGUACUGAUUGACUCGUCCGAAAAGAAAAUCUUUCAAAGUCACCAAGCGAGAUCACAGAAAGUUGACGCACAAUAA